AUGCGUCCAGAUACUUCUCGCGACCCUGUCGCCGGCCCAGACAGCGGCCCCGAGCCCCCAUUUCCCAUCCGACUGGCCGGCCCUGUCAUCAAGGGCUUUGGGCGGGGUAGCAAAGAGCUCGGAAUCCCAACCGCCAACAUCCCCGCAGAUGGUCUGGCCGAGUACCCCGACCUCCAGGUCGGCGUGUACUACGGCGUGGUGGCCCUGAACCCCGCGCAGAGCGAGGUGCCGUCGACGAGCGCGCAGAUUCUCCCGGCCGUGCUGAGCAUUGGGUACAACCCGUUCUACAAGAACACCACGAGAUCGAUAGAAAUCCACAUCAUGCCUCCCCUCACGGCGCCCUCGCCGACCGCGACCGGUACGCCCGGCCAUGUUACCUUCCACAAACUCCCCGACUUCUACGGCACGUCGCUGAAACUGCUGAUCCUGGGGUACAUCCGGCCGGAGUACGAUUACGUGUCGGCGGAGGCGCUGAUCGAGGACAUCCGGGUGGACUGCGAGGUUGCGCGCCGCAGUCUGCAGCGCGGCGCGUAUGUGCGGUAUCUGGGGGCUGGCGCGGACGAAAACGAGGAGAACGAGGAGGUGCAGGAACAGCGCCGGUGGCUGACGACAUUCUGA
Messenger RNA from Aspergillus terreus NIH2624, 618 nucleotides. RefSeq names its product riboflavin kinase (gene fmn1). The transcript is spliced from 3 exons. Gene Ontology annotation, molecular function: riboflavin kinase activity. The coding region runs from base 1 to 618 and encodes 205 amino acids. The record is from RefSeq and is a predicted model, not a curated record. NCBI's taxonomy places the organism in Eukaryota, Fungi, Ascomycota, Eurotiomycetes, Eurotiales, Aspergillaceae. Gene Ontology annotation, cellular component: mitochondrion. Gene Ontology annotation, biological process: FMN biosynthetic process; riboflavin biosynthetic process.